GUUUUUAACAUUUCGUUUACAUAUUCGUUUUCUUCUCUCUCUCUUUUCUUUUAAAGUGCAAUGUCUAUUAUAGCUCCAGAUCCAAUUUAUUCCUAUCUGCCCAAUAUGUCAGAUCAACAAAGGUCGAAUGCAAGUUCACGAAGAACUUCAACCGCAACCAUAGUUCAUCAUUCGUCUAAAGACAGAAGACGAAGCUCAGGAACUUUAUCGACACAUUCACAACAACAAAAGCCAAAGAAAUGCAUUGGAGAUUAUGUUGUUGGUAAAACGCUCGGGAAAGGAGCAUCAGGACGAGUUAAAUUAGGAGUUCAUAAACAUACGGGUGAACAAGUUGCAAUAAAAAUCAUUAGUAAAGCACACUUAGCAGCUAAUCCAGCAAUUGAAAAAGCUGUUAAAAGAGAAAUCGCCAUUAUGAAGCUUAUCCAUCAUCCUAAUGUUAUGUCACUUAUAGAUGUUAUCGAUGACCCAGCUUCUUCUGAUUUGUAUCUUAUAUUAGAAUACAUUGAAGGUGGAGAAUUAUUCGAAUAUCUUGUUAGUAAAGGUCGACUUGAAGAAACAGAGGCAAGACAUCAUUUUCAACAAAUUAUAUUGGGUUUAGAUUAUUGUCAUCAUCAUUUAAUUUGUCACCGUGAUUUAAAACCAGAAAACUUGUUAUUGAGUUCAAGGAACAAUAUCAAAAUUGCCGAUUUCGGCAUGGCAUCAUUGCAACCUUUAGGAUCAAUGCUUGAAACUAGUUGCGGAUCCCCACAUUAUGCUAGUCCUGAAAUUGUUGCUGGUAUGCCAUAUAAUGGUUCAACGUGCGAUAUUUGGUCUUGUGGAGUGAUUCUAUAUGCUCUAUUGACAGGACAUCUUCCAUUCGAUGAUGAGAACAUUAGACAACUUUUGAAAAAAGUAAAAUUAGGAAAAUACAUUAUGCCUGAUAAUAUAUCGUUUCAAGCACAAGACCUUAUUCGUCGCAUCCUUGUAGUUGAGCCAUCCAAAAGAUUAAAUAUGCGACAAAUCAUGUCACAUCCAUGGUUUCGAGAAACAGAACCAGCAAACAUAGCUAGCCUUCCUAUUCCUCCCACAGAAAAUGAAAUUGGACAACCUGUAAGUGAUGCAUCUGAAAUUGAUGAUCGCAUUUUGGAAACAAUCAAAUUCUUAUGGGGUGAAUCUAACAAGGAAAAUGUAAUUAAUGCAUUAAUUCGAAAAGAACACAACAUGCAAAAAGUUGUUUAUGUAUUAUUACAACAACAUGCAGAAAGAUAUUGGCAAACAGAUCAUCAUGAUGAAUCUGAUGAAGAAAUAGAUAAUACUCUCCGACGUAGGUAUAGAUCUAUUGGACAACGAAAAAGCUUUUCUGCAGUUGAAGCACAUACUUCUAUUAGGGCGCGAAAGAGUUAUACAUCUGGAGCACGCUCUAUAACUCCCUGGGUGACAUCUGAAGCACAUAUAAAAAAAGAAGUCUUACGUCGACAUUCAGCUGCAACCAUUCGAACACCUCACUUCUUCACAGAUGAAUUACCUACCAGUCCUCCAUUGCCCAUGUCCAUUUUAGAUGAAAAGAAAUCCAAGAUGAAAAGCAGUAAUACAAUUUAUACACGAUUUGUCAAAAAUGUUCUUCUUUCACGUAGACAAAGUAAAGAUUCUGGAGUUAUUAGUUUAGAAAAAUGUGAACCAGACAGUAAACAAACUAAAACACCAAAAGAUUCUUUAACUUCUAAGCCAACUACUACUACUACUAAUAAUAAUAAUAAUACGACAUUGGUAGGAACAUUUCGACUUAAGAACCCAUUUCAUCGUGCACCUAUUCAUUCAAAUGAUUUCACUAAUUCUUCCAACUCUACUACUUUAUUUAAAUCAAUAAGUCGCCCUAAAAGCCAUAUACUGCAACGCAAUAAAAUUGAUCCUACUGAAGAAGAAGAAGAAGAAGAAGAGGAAGAAGAAGAAAGAGAGUUAUGUCAAAAAUGUAAGCCAAGCAAGUCUGCCACAUUGGUCUCUAAAGGACUAUCUCUUCGUAAUGCCUUACGGAAUGACGCUACUUCAUCUAAUGAUACUAAAAAAUUCGGCCUCACAUUAGGUUCUGUACAACGUAAGCAAAGGAAACAACUUGAUCUAUCCAUCUUCCAACAGCAUUCCGAUCUAAUAAUUCCAUCUACUGAGCAUAAACAGUCAAAGCAGUCUAAAACAACGCCCCAUGAUUUCGGUCUAUUGCCUCCACCUACCUUAUCUGAUGGUAGUACAUUAAGUAGUAGUAGUAGUAGCAAUACAUGCUCGAGCACACACAGUAGCUAUUAUCCAAUCACAGGGAAGUCUCAUGUUAAGGUGAUGAUGGCAAAUAAAAGAAAUCCAUCCGAUUUAUCUAGUAGUGAAGCAUCGUUUAAAUCUGUCAGUCAACAGGGGAGUCCCAUAAACACAGAUAUACUUCAGCCUACAACAACUAAUUCACUUUCUAAUCCUUCAUCGCAUGAUACUUUAAUCAGCAAAGCCUCGUGGCUAAAUCAACUCUUCUUUUUCAAGCAACCUAAAGUAUGUUCACUUGUUGUUUAUAGCACUCAUAAAUCCGAUAUUUUAAGAACGUUACAUCGUUUAAUGAAUAAGAUGACAGAUACUCGAUUUUAUGAAAAAUAUGAUCGUACAGACACUGCGAGAUAUAAAGCCGAAAUAAAAACUAAACCCCAAGAAGGCAUAAAAUGUAGGCAAGUAAAAUGUAGAAUAGAUCUCAUUACAGGUGACCCAUAUUGUGUUAUUGUCCAGUUCACUCAACAACAAGGAGAUGGUGUACUUUUAAGUUCAAUUAUUCGUAAAUUACAUGAAGCUGUUUUAAAGGAAUUUCCUUGUCCUUCUAAUAUUUGCUGUAAAUCGUCUGCUUCCUUAAUUGAAGAUUAGCUAAUUCUCCCCUUCUUUUUUUUUUUUCUUUUUCUUUAUUACUUGAUUUUUAAUGAGUAGUAAUCGUAAUCAUAAUAAUAAAUAUUUAUUUUUUAAAUUUGGAAUAU
Molecule: messenger RNA, 2975 nt
Organism: Cokeromyces recurvatus
Lineage: Eukaryota; Fungi; Mucoromycota; Mucoromycetes; Mucorales; Mucoraceae
Product: kinase-like domain-containing protein
Exons: 11
Coding region: 61-2868 (935 amino acids)
Biological process (GO): protein phosphorylation; intracellular signal transduction; microtubule cytoskeleton organization
Cellular component (GO): cytoplasm
Molecular function (GO): tau-protein kinase activity; ATP binding; protein serine/threonine kinase activity
Source: RefSeq, a predicted model, not a curated record